Messenger RNA from Aphanomyces astaci, 928 nucleotides. RefSeq lists its product as hypothetical. The coding region runs from base 33 to 896 and encodes 287 amino acids. Lineage: Eukaryota; Oomycota; Saprolegniomycetes; Saprolegniales; Verrucalvaceae. The record is from RefSeq and is a predicted model, not a curated record. The transcript has a single exon.
CUUGUUGGAUGGAAAGGUAAGGAAGGUUGAGCAUGGGAACGUACCUGGAAGACUACCUCGAGAGCAUCUACAUGCUCCCGUCGGAGGUGAAGCGCAAUUUCGAUCUCAUGCGAGAGCUGGACAAGGCAACCAGUGGACUCCUCGACAGCCUGCGUGACUCCCAGAGCACGUACCUCCGCGAUGCGAGGGAGCGCGUCCGAGUGCGAUGCGCCGACACGACCCUGCCUGAACCCACGGAGGAAGAACUUCGGGCAUUGGUAGGAGUUGAGGACGAUGCAGCAGAUGCAGACGUUCCCCCUGACUUGGACAACAGCCCAUUGGCGAAACUAAAGGCGAAGCGGCACCUGGUCGUACAGAAGAUGGAUGAGAAGGUCGCUAUUGCGUCGCAGAGCUACGAUUUGAUCGACCACCACAUCCGGCGACUGGACAACGAGUUAGAGAAUUACACAGCACUGCUCAAGGCGAACGGGGAGUACGAGGAUGAGCGAGUCGUCGUGGCUCCGGUGAAGAAGCAAAAGGAAUCGACUGCCGAGCCUGCAACUCAAGUCAGUGUGGCUGUGGCGUCCAACAAAAAGUCUGGUGCGGCGUCGUCUGCCGCCGCUCCCGUCACCGUCACGAAGAAGUCAGGGGGCCGCAAGCGAAACGCCGCCGACGCCCAACUGGAAGCGAUCCCCGAGGCCGCCGCCGUGGCCCUGCCGUUGCUGGAAGACCUGCCGAUCGACCCGAACGAACCGCUAUACUGCCACUGCCGGCGCAUUUCGUACGGCCAAAUGAUCGGAUGCGACAACGAAGACUGCAAGUACGAAUGGUUCCACUUCGACUGCGUCGGCCUCACGGAGCAGCCGUCCGGCACGUGGUUCUGCAAGGACUGUAGCACGGGAGCUUUGACUAUAUAACACUGAGAUAAUGUUCAUACUAGUAUCGUAGA